Molecule: messenger RNA, 1978 nt
Organism: Varroa destructor (honeybee mite)
Lineage: Eukaryota; Metazoa; Arthropoda; Arachnida; Mesostigmata; Varroidae
Product: methylglutaconyl-CoA hydratase, mitochondrial
Biological process (GO): fatty acid beta-oxidation
Cellular component (GO): mitochondrion
Molecular function (GO): catalytic activity
Source: RefSeq, a predicted model, not a curated record
UUGUUCCAUGUUGCAAUGAUAUUGUUGCUUCUUUUUUUAGUAAUGAUUCGAGCGCAAUCCUUUAUGUAGUUUUUGUCGACUGUUUUAAAAUCCGGCUGGUUAUCUAUAGAUAGUAAAAGGUCACACAGAUCAAAGCUUUCCUAUCUUGUCGCGGAACUAUUUGGAUGGUACCAGUGAAAACAGGCACGUAGAUACAGAGAACUUGAGUUUUUGACCUAUUUCUACAGAUGACUUACGCUCUUUUGACGCCGUUUGCCUGCCGGGUGAUGGUAGCGAGUCUUCAAUGUAGCAUACGUCGACAUCUGGCUAUGCCUAGUGCAUCCAGCCAAGAGAAUGAGGUCUACAUGGAGAAACUGACUGGCAAUCAUGAAGGCGUUGCCUUUCUAACGAUGAACAGACCUGAAGGAAAAAACUCCCUCAGCAGAAACUUUCUCACCCACUUAGAGCAAUCUCUGCAACAACUGAAGGAUGAACGUAGUGUUCGAGUUCUGAUCAUGCGGUCUGUCGUACCGGGAGUGUUCUGUGCCGGCGCCGACCUUAAAGAACGACGGACAAUGCCUGAAGAGGAGGUGGAACCAUUUGUAGAGCGGUUGCGUAAUGUAUCAUCGACGCUUGAAUCUUUACCGAUGCCGACUAUCGCUGCCCUUGAUGGAGCUGCCCUCGGCGGUGGCUUAGAAUUGGCGCUCGCCUGCGACAUCCGAGUGGCUUCUCAAGCCGCAAAAAUGGGUCUUGUAGAGACCAAACUAGGAAUCAUUCCAGGCGCCGGUGGCACUCAAAGACUGCCGCGUAUUAUUGGUCCGGUCUUGGCCAAGGAGUUGAUUUUGACGUCACGCGUGUUGAGUGGUAAAGAGGCCAGACAAAUUGGUCUUGUCAAUCACGUUACAGAAGAAGGUAAAACAGCGGAACAGCGUGCCCUGGAACUGGCAGAAGAAAUUCUACCAAAUGCGCCCAUAGCACUGCGUCUUGCAAAACUGGCUGUGAACAAGGCAAUAGAGGUAUCUCUUGCCGAAGGUUUAAUUUUUGAAAAAAGCUUUUAUGCUCAGGUUAUUAAAACCAAGGACCGUAUGGAAGGAUUGAAUGCUUUUAGAGAAAAGAGGAAGCCCAUGUACAAAGGAGAAUGAUCAGUCAAGCGCUAAAAAUAUUUAUGCCCAAACGAUUUUUCAGUGCAAGUCUCUCGGAAUCUCUCAACGUUUGCCGAAAAAUCGCCAAAAAGGAAGUUAACGUGCCCAAAAUGAGCAGUACGCUUUAUAAAAUAUAUAAAAAAAAAAAAAAACAUCCAAGAAGUGUUUAAGAGGAAGGCAAACCCUAUUUCUCUAAUACAAAGGACGUUUUUCCAGCCGAAACCGUUAAUGAUUCGAGGUAGGGAUUAGCUAAACGUGCGAAGAUACGCAUGCGGUUAGACUGAGUAAAUCGAAAGAAAAACGUACUAUGAUAUGAAAAGAAGUGAAUAGAUUCUUACAUUUCAACACGACAAUGCUAUGAUAUCUAUGAUUUAUCCGCUACUCUAUCUAUCAUAUCUGAAGUAUAGAGGCGCAUGUCCUGGCCAAUGAGAAUCUUGCAAAGCCAGAACGAAACUCGUUCAUUUGAAUGAUUACUUUUCUCAUGGACUGAUUAUGGAGGCAAUUAUUUCCUAGUUUAAGCUCUGACGUACGACACAGACACGCGAAAGGAUAUCCUGAAUGUUGUUAUCCUAUGUUAUACACAAAGUACGUUAGCCACUGCCAUUCAGUAGGUUUUGUCCCCUCGGCUGUGCAUGUAUUCCUCCACAUACAUUAUCGUUGGUGAUCUCUACUCAUUUGACAAUCGGCCGUUGUUUUUGACUCGCGCACAUCUAUUUGCCGUAGGCUGGCUCGAAUUGUAACGAGGUUAGCUCAUCAGGACACGGCUGAUUCCGACACGUACAUAAAGGUAAGUCUAGUUAGAGAUGACAUGGCAGGCAUGAAGCUGGUCGCAUGAAGCAGGACCAUACAGAGUAUUA